CUUUUCCGGUGUCGUCUCCAUAGCGACGCGUCCUGGCUCCUAGAGGCACCAACAGAACCGCCGGGGCGCCGGCUGCUUCGGGGCGCCGGCUGCUUCGGGGCGCCGGCUGCUUCGGGGGUCGGGAUCCGCACUUCGCGGCUCGGAGGCUCCCCGGCCGGGUCUUCGGGGAGCGAGCAGCCGCCGCCGCGAUGGAGCACAGGACGCGCAGGCAGCCGCCGAUGGACAGGACGGCGGACCCGGAGAUGCAGAAGGUGUACCAGCAGCUCUUGCGGCCGCUCUCGCUGUUCCCGGAGGGCAUACAGCUCCCGACGACCCCCGAGCCGCUGCCCCCCUCCCAGAUGAAGCGCGAGGCCCGCGUGGGCCGCGACGCCUACUUCCUGGAGCAGCUGUCUCCGGGCUCCCUGUGCCUGCUGGUGUCGGACCGGCUGUUCCGCGUGGGGCUCACGCGCGAAGUGCCCCUCGAGCACCGGCAGCAGCUGCUGGACGUGAUCCUGUCGGAGCUGCGGUACGGCUGGCAGAUGCCGCCCCCCGAGCCGAGCCUCAGCCCGCGGGACCAGCAGAACCUGCGCCAGCGCGUGGAGACGCACGUGGUGCUGGCCUCGGAGCAGCUCUUCGCGCACUACCUGCACCUGCUCAUCACCCUGACGAGGCCCCAGACGGAGUCCGUGCUCACCGACUCCGCCACGCUCACCCGCCUGUCGGCCUACCUGGCCGUGGACUGCUCCCGCUUCCUCACCAGCCCCCAGGUCUACCGCAGCCUCGUGAACGACUUCAUCGACCUGCAGGGGCUCCGCCCCUUCCACAUGGGGCCCGCCAAGCCCGAGGACUUCCGCAAGCAGGCCCUGUUUCCCCAGCAAACCUUCGGCGCCUUCCAGGCCUCCCGGCUCUGCCCGCUGCCCUGGCCGCACAGCACGGGCUUCUCGGAGAUCCCCUGCUCCGCCCUGAACAUGAGCUACCUGAUUUCCCUGAGCCGCCCCGCGUACCUCUCGGUGAGGCCUUGCCCCGACGCCUUGAAGGGGCUGCGAUCCAUCCCGGACCUGGACCUGAAAAAGUACCUGCGCUGGCUGCCCACUCUGACCCCCAGGUCCUCCAAGUACGAGGAGCCUUUUGCCCAGAGGAUCCACCCCUCAGAGGCUUUGAACUUGGAGCAGGGCCUGGAGAUGGGGACUUUUCUGCAGCUGCACAUCCCCAGGAAGUGCUGCUCUUUGCCCAACAUGAGAGAAGGUCGGAAGCUUUCAGACGAACUGGGCUUAGGUCCUUUAUCCCCUCGAACUCUAACCCCGCUGAUCCUCGGCCUGGAGUCAGGAACAGAGUCCUUCAAAGGCACGCCUUCGGAGGACCUCAAGCACAUGACGAAAACCCUCAUAGUGGAACGGUCCAAGAAACCCCUGAAGAGCUCGGCCCUCCCCCCUCUCCUCGGGGCCUUAACCCGACUCCCCAACGGCUACCUCCGAAUGGAAGAGCUGCAGAGAGUACUGAAGACUCUCCAAGAAGAAGACGACUCCGGAAAAUGGGACUACAAGCCCAUCAUAAAAUUCUCAGCCACUGAGCACGCACAGCCAGCCACUGUGGCCGUGCGGUGGAAAGAUCAGACCAUUCUGAAGGCCGCGGCGCCCAGAGUGUCAGAUCGGGCCUUCCGGGACAGCUUCUACCUGAAGGAGGAAAGCGUUCUCUAUAACCACCUGUCUGGCGAACUGGACGGCAAAACCGUGGAAGACCUGGACAACAUCCUCUUUGCUGGGGCUGGGAUCCAGGAGAUCUACAAGGAGCUUUUGAGUCGCGUCUCUGCCGACUAUCUGCAGUUUGACCGGGGGCCCCUCGUGGAGCCCACUUCCGACCAGGACUGGACCAGAUACGUGAUGUCAGGCUUUCUGAACACAGAUCCCAACAUGCGCAUCAUCAACCCUGCCCUGGACGGCAUCGGAAAGCACAGAUUACCUUCUUUAGCCUACGAUAGGUUUGCCCCACUGCUGUGUCCCAAGGUGCCCAAGCGGUGGUUCAGAAACAAGUCUUCCUGGCUGCGCUGGUGGAGAGCCACCCUGACCACAGAUGACUACUUUCUGUACCUGGCCACCCAGGAAUGUGACUUUCUCCAUGUGAUCUUCCACAUGUACCCAGAAGAUGAACCUGUGCAGGCUCCUGUCAUCACCAAAGACACCCUACAGCUCCCACCUGUGCCUCCACUGGGGCAGGAGGAGGAUGUCGGGGAGUUUGUGUCAGGGUUCUGGGAUGCCAACUCGGUCCUAGAGUACGGCCUGGGAGCCGAGGGCACCAGAUCCCUAGGGGACUACAAGGAAGGGAAGCAACUUCAGAGGCGACUCGAGAGGAUCUGGGCAAUCCUGCAGGUGCCGGACAAGGACCGGUUGGACAUGGCCAUCAAGUACAGCACCAAUGCCCGCUUGGGGCAGCUCCCUGCCCUGGUGGGUGCCUGGGAGAAGGCCUUGCAGCCCAUCCAGGAGCGGGAGAUCUUGUUAGCACAGCUGGAACGCUUUGAGCAAGAAGCCUCUGACCCCAACCGCUUCUUCCUGAAGGUCGAUUAUGACCUUUGGCGCUUGGAAAAAGAGUCCCAUAUUCGCAGCAGCUUACAUCAGAGGAUUAAAGCAGUGGAGACCUUACUGGCCAAGCUCCUGCACAAUAUCCAGAUCACCUUUGGAGACUCGGUGACCUACAAGGGGCGGUGCUAUCUGGAGAAGAUGAAGAAGGACAAAGUGGAGAUGUUGUACUGGCUGCAGCAGGAAAGGCGGGCCAAGAACCUGCUCCAUGUCCAAAAGAGCUCCCGACUGCCUUCCCUUCUCCCCAAAGUCACAGGAAACCCAGAAAACGGUUUCAUUGCCUCUCACCCAAAUAGCUAAACGGCAAAUAUUACCCCCUUCCCCAGUCCCCAGAUGGGUCAGCCGGGUGCUAGAACAUCUCAGAAAUCCAGGCCCACUGGGGUGGGUUAGGAACAAAUCUCUUCUAGUUGGAGAUCUUAGUCGAGUUCAUAUUUUAUUAUAACAGUAUAGCUGUAGGAUGAAAAUUGCCACUCUGAAGGCCCCAGGUUGGCCAGCUAAUUUCAAGUCCCGUUCAAUCGAUAUAGCCGAGCUCUGGUAUGUCGAGAUAACUGCGUCUGAACGUUCAAGUGAUUGGUAGGUAGAACGCUUGAACAUCUCAUUCUGCUCCAGUUCUGAAGGAUGCUUGGUCCCUGAAGAGGAAUAAGAGUCUCUCUCAGGUCUGGCUUAAUCAACAGAGAAGGCAAAAGCUGAUGCACUGUGGCUUCCCCACCCCCCCCCACCCCAUCUCCAGACUGUUGUUGACAGCUGACGCCCCCGAUGGGAGUUGAAUUUCUUUCCCUGGGCUUCACCACACAAACACCAUCGACCCUUUGCUGGGACUAGGUUUUGAAAGGGGAGAAUCUGGGCAUUGUCCUGGUUAUCAGGGGGCAGGCAGCAUGAAGGUCCUGAGUAGGAUGAUGGGAUAAAAAGGCCAAGACCGUACCUCGCCGGCUUUUACAGUUUUGUCCAAGGUAUAGAUCCUGAACUUGGUCCUCAAAGGCUAAAGUCUAGUAGAGGAAUCUUUCCCAGAUCAGAUCCCAUGGUUUUCCCACUUCUGUCCCAUGGCCAAGUUUAGAGAACAUUCUACAAGUCAGGUUAUGAUACUCGCCAAAUACACACCUACUAGGGACCCUGUGGCUCAGCCGCAGGGAAUUGGAUUCGUUGUUUUUUUUUUUUUUUU
This is a messenger RNA of Sarcophilus harrisii (Tasmanian devil), 3711 nucleotides long. It is a transcript of the gene CCDC87, whose product is annotated as coiled-coil domain containing 87. The transcript has a single exon. The coding region runs from base 189 to 2852 and encodes 887 amino acids. The record is from RefSeq and is a predicted model, not a curated record. Lineage: Eukaryota; Metazoa; Chordata; Mammalia; Dasyuromorphia; Dasyuridae.